Messenger RNA from Dermacentor silvarum, 4080 nucleotides. RefSeq names its product kinesin-like protein KIF20A. The record is from RefSeq and is a predicted model, not a curated record. Gene Ontology annotation, cellular component: nucleus; spindle microtubule. NCBI's taxonomy places the organism in Eukaryota, Metazoa, Arthropoda, Arachnida, Ixodida, Ixodidae. The transcript has 13 exons. Bases 153 to 3227 code for a protein of 1024 amino acids. Gene Ontology annotation, molecular function: plus-end-directed microtubule motor activity; ATP binding; microtubule binding. Gene Ontology annotation, biological process: microtubule-based movement; mitotic spindle assembly.
GACUCUGUGGUAGCACACGUUGUCGGCACACGGUGCGCUGCUAACGUGUGCCUUCAGGUGACUAUCGUUUCUUGGACAGACCAGACAGACUGCCUGCGACAGUGAAUUCGCUGCCGCCCCGAGUACAACUUGUAGUACGCACUCGCACAACCAUGGAAAGGCCAGAAAAACCUUUCAAGGACUCGGCGGAGUCUGCGCAGUCUGCAAGCACAGAGCUUCAGCCCCCAGGUGAGACAGUGUGUAAACAGCUGGAUUCCAACCUUACUGCGAGCUCGGCACUGAAGGUGUACCUCCGUCUCCGACCUAGAGUUGGGGGCAGGACAUUUACAUAUCCUGCGUUCCAACCCUGUGAUGACACGACAGUUGUGACCACAACUGCUACCCUGGAAAACCAGCAUCAAAAACGUUUCAGUUUUACGAAGGUGUUUCCAGAGGGCAGCAGCCAGGAGCAGCUGUUUCAGGAGGCGGUGCGGGAUCCCCUGGAUGCCUUUGUGAAUGGAGCCAACGUGUUGCUCUUUGUGUACGGUCCCACCGCUGGGGGCAAGACGUACACCAUGCAGGGUCCACCCACCGACCCAGGAGUGGUGCCUCGCACACUCGACAGACUGUUCAGGCUGCUGGGGCCUCAGGUGUGCAAGGGGGCACCAGUGCGCCCCGACUGCUUCGAUGACGUUGUCCCGCUCACCGCUAAGGAGGAAGCCUCCGUGCUCUCACUGAAAAGCAAAUUGUUGGGCGAGAAGGGAGCCCGGAGUGCUACGGACUUCAGCACCUUCCAUAUGCCCGCCAAUGACAGCGAUUGGUCGCUGUUCCCAGUCGCAUAUGUUUUUUUUUCGCCCAUGGGUCUUCAACAGGUAAUGCUGUGGCUUUCGUUUUACGAAAUUUACAACGAGUGCAUCUACGACUUGCUGCUCCCGUCGACUGAGAUAAAAGGGGGCCAGCGUCGCACCAUUCUCAAGUUGGGCGAAGACCGGGCCAAGCGAGCGUUCGUGCGCGGGCUCGUCGAAGUGCCUGUGCAUUCGGCCGACGAGGCGCAUCGGCUGCUCUGCCUGGCGCGCAACAACCAGACCUUUGCCGAGACGCAGCUGAACCGCAGCUCGAGCCGCAGCCACUGCGUCUUCACUGUGCGGCUCGUGGCCUCUGGGGUGGACGGGCACCACGGCAGCCAGAACUGGCACGUCAGCACGCUGAUGCUUUGCGACCUGGCGGGUUCGGAGAGGCCAUCCAAAUCUGGCACCGAUGGGUCGCGCCUGCGCGAAGCUGGCAGCAUCAACAAUUCUCUGAUGGUGCUCGGCCGCUGCCUGGAGGGCCUGCGUAACAACAAGGAUGCAUCCAAGAAGACCCCCGUGCCCUUUCGAGAGAGCAAGCUCACCCAGGUCAUGCAGGCCUACUUUACCACAGGUGGGCAAGUCUCUCUGAUCGUCAACAUCUGCCCAGCCAUGUCCACGCUCGAGGAGUCGCUGAGUGCGCUGAAGUUCUCUGCCGUGGCCAUUGAAGUGGUGCCACAGCAGCUGGAAGCACGUCACGUUCGCUGCAAGGAGGCGGUUAGUCGUCUGACUGAGAGGUGGCAGCAGCGUGCAAGUGGAGGCAGAGGGUUUCGUGCCGGUUCUCUCGCACCGAAUCCUUCCGAGGACGUGGCGGCCUCCACGGCCUUGGAUGAAGAUGAGGCGGAGGAGCUCUUUGAGGCCACACAGGCACUCCAGCGGGACCUGGAGGAGACCCGGGGCCAGCUGAAGUGGGCGCAGAAGAUGGCUUCCGCAAACGAAGCGCAAGUGAACGACUACAAGGGCCAUGUGAAACACUUGGAGCGGACGCUGCGCAAGCAACGUGAAAGUGCCGACCGGGAAAUGGCAAUUCACGUCCGCAUCGCCUGCGAGAUCACACGUCUUAAGCUCUAUAGCAGGGCUAAGAAGGGCUCAACCAUGUAUCUUCUGGGGCAACUCGAAGAAGCGCAGCGCCGAAAUGGUGAACUCGAGAAGGAGCUGGGCAAACAGACUACUGUGCAGGAUGACCCUGUGGCUGAAGGCUGCCGCGCUGCACCCACCACAGCCGAGGCAGGGACACAGACCGAGGAAUUUUACUGUGGAUGUCCAGCAGCUGCCGCACUGGAAGCGCAGGCUCGACUCUCUGAAGCGGAAAGCGAGCUGCACAGCCUUGGCAGCCGCCUCGAAGAGUCGCAGUCUCACUUGGUCAGUGAGCUGCAGGCCCGCAAGGGUGCCGAGGCUUCGGCCGAACGAGCUCUCGACCAACUCGAUGACGUCCAGCAAAGACUCUCGACGCAGGUGGCUCAGCAGGAGGGCUUGGAACGGCAAAUGGAAGAGCUGCAACGCGCCCAUGACGACGUGCAGGAGAUGGCUGCAGAGUCUAACUGCAAGCUCGAGCAGGUGUGCUUUGACCUGCAGGAGCGUCAACUUGCCUUGGAUGAAUUGAGAGAACAGCUUGACCACAGGACCGAGGCCUUGAGUGUGGCUGAGCAGAGGGCUCGUGUCAGCGAGCAUGAAGCCAAAAGGGAGGCUGUGCGCAGAGCAGCUACAAAAAAGCGGGCCAAGGCCAUUUCUAAGGAACUCAAGGAGUCGCGCAGAUUGACUGAGAACGUGGCAGAAUCUCAGCAGGAGGCUGAGUUGCACCUAAAGGCAAUGCAACAUGACCUCGAGAGCUGUCACGAAGAGCUGCUGCGCAGUGAGCAGUCUCGCAAAGCAGCCAUGGCAUCUGUGGAGACCAAGGAGGAAGAGCUCUGCAGCAUGCACCAGGCUCUCGAGUCUUCCACCGUGAAACAUGCUGACAAAAAGGCGGCUAAAGAAAACUGCCCGCGUCGCACUCGCCGCACCACGCGGAACACCCGGCGCGCGACUCGAGCUACUCGAGCAAAGGCUGGGUCAGUAGCACCGUCCGAUCCAUUGGACAGUGAAGCAGCCUUCAAUACUCCAAGCCUCGAACCACGUUUGCGUUGCUUGAAGGCGGGGGUGCCUCCGAAGAAUGCACUGGAGGAGGAACAAGACUUCAAGGAUCACCGUGCUGUCCUUGCCGACGACAACGCCGAGUCAUCAUCGUUGACACGUUUUGGCAACUUCAUGGCUGGCAUGCUUUUCAGGGGCUCAAGUAGCAGUGUGGCUGCAGGAACGCUGAAUCAAUGCCAUCCAGUCACCACGGAUGCCAACUUCGUCGAGCUGUGCACUGAACGGCCAGCCUCAACUCGGAGAACAAAUGCUUGCAGGCAGGCCAAGGAAUAAUUCGAAAAAAUGAAACGCUGCUUUUAAUUAAAAUUUUAGUGACCUUGAGUCGUACUUUAAUUGACAUAUUUUAUAUCGCACAAUGCCUGCAAAACAAAUGCUGCACUGUUCGCACAUCCAGCAGGGCAGUGUUGGAGCUGGACACGGGGCGGUACUUGGCACUUGUGUCAGUCAGCCCUCGCAUUGUGUUCAUUGUAAAUAGUCUCCAUGUCAUUUCUGUAAGUUGUCAUAUUUAACUUUUAUUCAACAUUUUAGUGCCAAUUUUAACCAUGUGUUUACUCAUACUUGCUACAUUCAGUUAGCAGCUGCUAACAUCAGUUCGCUCCUAAAUGAAUGUAAUUGUAUAGCCCACUUUACUAUUUUAUCAUGAAAUGCUGGAAUUUUAGCAUUCGUUUAAAUUGUCUUAUUUAUGCAAAUAUUUCGUGAUUUAUCAUGUGUUAAGGGACAAAGGAAUCUUUUUAUGGCCGAAUAUUUUGUCCCAAUUGAUAUGUACAUUUACUCAUGCAGCAAUGAACCAAAACAGGCGUUACAUGAAUUUUUAAUAAAGUUCAUUGACAUUUCUGGGUGUCCGCGGUUUUGUUGACCAGUGUCGAUGCGACUAUAACAAGCUGAGAGGCUGUUGACAGCAUUGCUCCAGUACAAAUAAGUAUGUGAAUCUAUAAUAAAGUUAGCAUAUUGAAUGUUAAACUAAUACAGCAAUAAUUAGAAUAACUGAAGGGUGGUCAUGAGUCAUUAUUGAUGCAUCAGCUCACAGUCUAGUGAGCUAAAGCUCUUGCAUUAGUGCCAAUCAACUGCAGAACAUUUGCAAGUUUUGGCGAGUUCAAGAAAUUUUGUUGCAUAAACGUUGUUCCGA